AUGCUGAAGGAAUCCCAUGAACUUCAAGACCAAGCUGCACUUGAAGGGCUGCAGUGGCUUGCAGCGAUGCAGGCAGGUAUGGUGGAAGCAGAAGAACUCACCCAUAUGAAAAAACUGAAGCCAGUGAAGCCCUGUGCCUGCCCUGUCACAAAGCAGACAGCUCCUGCCCUUCCCACAAAUAAGAAGGUCCUGGCAGCAGGAAAUGCUGGAGAAAACAGUCAGGAUGACAAUAACAGCAAUAACAACUACGACAGAAUUAAGCACAAGCCAAAGACUCAAAAGCAUGGCAAGAUCUCACUGAAGGAUGCAAUCAACAAUGCACAAAGUUCAGUGCCAGCAGUCAAGUCAGCAUGUGUCAAAGACAAGAAAGGAAAGUCUGCUGCAAUGCCACUAAGCAGUGCAUAUACCAGCACCCAGGCUACAUCUGUAUCGAGUACCAAGACCUGCAGCAAAUCUAAAGUCCUCCCUGCUCCAGCUAAUAAAAUUAUUACCGCAGUUCUUACUGGCAGCUCUGCUGAUGACACUUUGGAUGAUUCCCAGGAACACCUUGACACAAUCACUUCAAAAACGAAGGGGAAGAAGUCUUUCAUUAAGAUUACUACCGAACCAAAGACCAAUGAUGUGAUGGUAGGCUCAAAGGGGAAGUCUGUGGAAACUGACCUCAAUGCACCAAUGGACACAGAGGUUGCUGCUUCCUCUGACAUGGAGGGAGACCCUGAGGAUGACAAUCCAACAGAUGUGGAGGGAGACCUUGAGGACAACAAUCCAAUGGAUGUGGAGGAUAACUUGCUCCAGGGCAAAGAUGCCAACAUGCCUAACAGUGACAGUAGCAAUGAUCUAUUAACCUAUUGUCCGAUUAAGAAGUGCAAGCUUGUGUCUGCCAAACCUCACAACACAGUCUUGGUGGACAUGUUGUCCUCAUCCAAGGAACCUGAUGCUCUGCCUAUAGAUGUUAUUGAAAAUAUCGCAAAGAGGGUCAUGCAGUUAACAUCCUCAACCACUGUCACUGUCUCCAAGGCAGCUGUCACAGAGAAGCCAUCUGCAAAGAAGGUGAAGACUGAAGAUGGUGCCAAUGACAAUACAAAAUCCAUGCUCAUCCCAUUGCCUGGUUACUGGAUUGAGAAGCAAUACAAGUCGCACUCAACCUACCAGAACUGUGAUCUCCCUCCUCAAUGUCAAGAUCAAUGGUGGCCAAAGCAUUUCCUCCUGACCAUUUACUUGUGGGCUGGGAGUCAAGAUGAUCUCUGGCAGUUUAUGGAUGCUCCUCUCAUUGACACACUUCAAUGCAUUUUUGAUGUUGUGUAUCCAGAUCUCAGGUAUAAGGUAACUGCUCAAGGGUCUGUUUUCAGUGUUGCCACCCAGCGUCUAGCGGAGUGGCACAGCAACUUCAGAUCUAUGGGACUUGCAAUCAUGAUCGACUUCUUUGCUUGA
Messenger RNA from Suillus subaureus, 1431 nucleotides. RefSeq lists its product as uncharacterized. The transcript is spliced from 6 exons. NCBI's taxonomy places the organism in Eukaryota, Fungi, Basidiomycota, Agaricomycetes, Boletales, Suillaceae. Bases 1 to 1431 code for a protein of 476 amino acids. The record is from RefSeq and is a predicted model, not a curated record.